AGGCUGGAUGCCCAAGUUGCGCAAUGGGUAACAAACUAAGCUGUUCUUGUGCGCCGCUAAUACGUAAAGCAUAUCGGUAUGAAGAUUCGCCGUGGCAAGCAUCGCGUAGACGGGACGGUCAUCUCCUGAGGUUGUGGGCGGAAGUGUUCCACGUGUCGGCCAGCGGCACUGGCACCGUCAAGUGGCAACAGGUGUCCGAGGAUCUGGUUCCGGUCAACAUCACCUGCAUCCAGGACUCGCCCGAGUGCAUCUUCCACAUCACCGCGUACAACAGCCAGGUGGACAAGAUCCUCGACGUGCGACUAAUCCAGCCGGGAACUCGGAUCGGCCAGGCGUCGGAAUGCUUCGUGUACUGGAAGGAUCCCAUGACCAGCGAUACCUGGGGCCUGAACUUCACCUCUCCUAUCGAUGCCAAACAGUUCCGCGAAUGUUGUUCGCCUUCUUUCAAAUUUUCACGAAAGGCCUCCUCAAGCUAUUCACUAAAACUUGAUCCACCCGGCAAGGGCAAGGUAAAAACGAAAAGAAAACCCCUCAGCACGCCGGCCAGCCCGUCGCGGGCACGUGAGCCGCAGUGCACGUGCAUGACGGCCGAGCAGUACGCACGCAUCCGGGCCCAGGAUCCGCGCUACCGAGGAUCGUCGACGCUGCCCCGGGCCACCAAUCGUGCCACGGAAACGGAAACGCUCAGGAGCGAGAAGAUUGCCACGGCCACGUCGAGCACGUCGCUGUACGACAACGUGGGCGCCAACAAUACUCAGGGAAAUGCCAUCAACGCGCAAGACACCGGCAACCGGCAAACCAAGUCGCAGGAAACGAGCACGAUGACCAACAUCGGAACGGGCACGGCGUCGUCGGGUUCGCAGGUGACGCAGAACCACGUCGGCUCCCAGAUCGGCCAGGACGACCAGAACUCGAACAUGGGCGGUGGUGGAGGCGGCGGAGGUGGAAUCAGCAUCAACAUCAGCGGUGGCGGACAAGGCGGAGGGGGUGGUGGCCAGGAGACUUCAAAAUCCGAAGGAACGCAGGCUGGCGGAACGCUGGAACGAUCGACGAAGACCACCUCGACGGGGACGGGCACCAGGACGAAGGACUUUGGCGAGGACAUGGUGCGGGAUCAGCACGACAUGCACCACAACAUGAUCAACAACAAUCAGGCCAGACGGAACAAGUCCAAGAGUACCGAGGAUAUGAAUGUCGACACCUCAACGAUGAAGCGCAUGCUGAAGCCGAUGCCGAGUGCGGAAAGUCCCGUGACCUCGCCGGAAAUGGGUCGCCGUCGGUACAACUACUACAACUCAGCUACCAACACACCCCACACUCACCAGCAGCACCAGCAGAUGCACCAAGCGCACAUGAUGAACAACAACGGAACCAUGACGCGAAACUCCUCCAGCCAGAACUCGCGCUUUUCCGGAUCAAGAUCAUCUCACGAAAUCGGCCGCGGACAUCAGCACGGUCCCCGCGGGCUAUACCUGGAGCUGGAACGCGAACGAGGCUGCGUCGAGGGCUCCCCACCCUCGGACAACGUCAUGUUCGACAACCAGUGCUACGCGACGACCCCGAGCUCGAGCAACGGCAACUCCGACCAGGAUCAGCCCCCGUACGGCCGGCAGAGCAGCGGCCGACAUUCGCAUCAUCAUCAGAAUCCACCAAACGUGACGCCGACGCCGGGAUCGCCGACCUCGCGGCUGCUGCUCGAGUACGAGAUGCACCUGCGGAACACGCUGGCCAAGGGCAUGGACGCCGAGUCGUACAGUUUGCACACGUUCGAGGCGUUGCUCUCGCAGAGCAUGGAGAACCUGGAGCUGGCGGAGAGUCUGCCCGGGUCGAACCAGCGCAGCCCGUACCCGAUGAGACGCAGAUCAUCAGCCAGUGCCAAAUCCUCAACCCUGCCGCUUCCCCAUCGACUGGGUCCGGAGCGGCCCGUGCAGGUGCGCGAGCGGGACCGUGACCGUGACCGUGAUCGGGACGGGUACUACAGCGACCGGAACGAGCUGAUACGAGAGCGGGAGCGGGACCGCGACCGGGACCGUGGCUAUCUGAGCGAUCACAACUCGAACAGUUACGCGACCGCAUCCCGUUGUGCGUCCUGCAUCGGCGAGUCGGCCCGUGCCCAGUGGUUCCGCCACUCGGACGGUUGGCGAUCGGGCAGUUCGACGUUCGGGUCCGGAUCCGGCCCCGGGUUGGUUUCGUCGCAAAGCAACCUCGGUGGAGGAGGCAUGGGUGGCGGUGGCGGUGGUGGCGUAGGAGGAGGCGGGGGAAUGGGCGUUGGCCCAGGUGGAAACAUGGUCGGUGGAGGAGGUGGUGGCGGUGGCGGAGGAGGUGGCCACAAGCGGUCACCCUGGGACUCGUUGCCAUCGCUGCGGCAGGACUCGAGCCUGAACGAUUCGGGCUACAAGAGCAACCGGGCAGAUUCCUUUGAGCAGAGUUCUGUCUCGUCCAGGGGUGUCUUCGACAGGCAGGACAGCCUCCGGUCGGACUACAUGAGCGACCGGGAGCCGCGGUACGGAAUUGUCCAGCAGGCAUCGAUCGACAGCACCGAUUCGCGGCUGUGCUAUCUGACGUCGUCGGAGAUUUCCGAUGACGACCGCAUGAGCCUGACGACGGCCGUGUCGGAUGAGGACGACGGCGAGAGUGUGAUGGCCUCACCGUACAAAGCAAAGGCCACCGGAACGGCCGCGGCAUCGUUCAACUGCACCGGUGCGGUCCGGAAGGCGGGCUUCCUCUCGGUCAAGAAAUGGCUCCUGCGCAAGAAGCACCAGAUCGAGCUGGCCCGCAAGCGCGGCUGGAAGGGCUACUGGGUCUGUCUGAAAGGUACCACCUUGUUGUUCUACCCGUGCGACUCGCGGGAGGGUCGCUCCGUUGAGGCCGCCCCGAAGCACCUGAUCAUCGUGGACGGCGCGAUCAUGCAGCCGAUUCCGGAGCACCCGAAGCGGGACUACAUCUUCUGUCUGAGCACGGCGUUCGGGGACGCGUACCUGUUCCAGGCGCCGUGCCAGGUCGAGCUGGAGAACUGGGUCAACAGUAUACACAGUGCCUGCGCGGCCGCGUUCGCCAGACAUCGGGGCAAAACGGGCACGCUGCACCUGCUGCAGGAGGAGAUCUUCCGGCUGGAGAAGGCGAUCGAGUCGGAUCACAAGCUGAAGCACAUGGCCGAUCUGCAGCAGAGUGUCGUCAACGAUGGUGAUACGCGCCACCAGAUCCAGCAGCAGAUCCUCCAGUGGGAGGAGAACCUCGAGCGGCUGCACUGCGAGCAGUUCCGUCUGCGUUGCUACAUGGCUUCGCUGCAGAACGGAGAGCUACCGAAUCCUAAGUCUCUCCUGACGCACGUGUCGCGCCCCACCAAGAACACGCUGAACAAGCUGGGCGUCUUCACGGUGUCCUCGUUCCACGCGUUCAUCUGUGCGCGAUCGCCGUCGCUGCUGAACAACCUGCUGGCCGGUCGCGGCGCCACCAAGCGCCGUCCGCCGAUCCUGUCCCGCUCGAACAGUGGCUCGAGCCGGCGCUCGAUGCAGAUGGGCAACCGGGACGACGCGGAAAAGUCCUACAAGGUCGCGCUGCCGGAAAACACCUUCGCCACGGUGUACCUGCGCGAGGGCAUGUCCGUCGAGGAGUUCCUCGCGAGCGCCUGCCAGCGCAAGAACCUCAACCCGAUGGAGCACUUUGUGCGCGUCAAGAAGCGCCGCGAUAUGGAAGAUCACAACUACUUUGUUCCUCACCGUAACGAUCUGAUCGAAACAUAUCUACACACCCACGAGAUGGUCGAGUGCUGCGCCAAGAUCCUGUACCAGGUGGAGCUGCAGCGUGGCUCGCUGGAGCAGAUGUGGGGCUUCUCCGUGGAGGCCGAACUGAUCGAGAACGCCGAUCGGCAGGACGAGCUGUGCUGCUACGUGAGUCGCGUCGAGGACAAGAGCCUGGCCAUGCAGAACGGAGUCAUCAAGAGCGACGAAAUUAUUGUGAUAAAUGGCGCGAUCGUAUCCGAUCUGGACAUGAUGUACUUGGAGAGUGUCCUGCAGGAAGAGCAAGCCUUAUGCAUGAUGAUGAGGUCCUCACGCACUGAACCUCCGGAUCUAGUGGGUAUCAUGCGCUCAACGGACGACAUCAUCGAGUCGCUAGUGUGUCCUCCUCCUCCCUCUGAUCCUCCAGUCAUCAGUGAGGAGAUGAUCUCCGGUCUUAUUGUUCCUGCCCCCAAUUGGCGUAAGGAGGUGUACUCGCCCGAGGUCGAAAGCUCGCCAGUCCCGUCCGGUCUGGAUCCGCACAUGGACCGCUCCAAGCAGUCAUCCCGCACGAACAGCUUCGAGAUCGAGAAUCUGCUCAAGUCAGCCGAACAGGUCACCGGCUUCUGCCGAUCGCCGCAGGAGACACGCAAAUCCAGCCCCACCGGAUCGGUGGCCUCGUCCGUGUCCAACGCCAUGCUGACGCCCUCGCGCCAGCUGUCCGACGCCGAGAAGCUGCGCAAGGUGAUCCUCGAGCUGGUUGACACGGAGAAGACCUACGUCAAGCAUCUGAACAACCUGCUCGAGUACUACCUGGAGCCGCUGAAGCGCGAAACAUUCCUAUCAAACGCCGAGAUCACCGCACUGUUCGGCAACAUCCAAGAGAUCGUCACAUUCCAACGGCAGUUCCUAAACAACCUGGAGGAGGCGCUCGACCUCGAGCCGGACUUCCACCAGCUGGAGCAUCCUAGUCAAUUCAAGAACGUCCUCUUCGCGAUCGGUUCCGCCUUCCUGUACUACGUAAACCACUUCAAGCUGUAUUCCUCGUUCUGUGCCAGCCACAGCAAGGCGCAGAAGGUUCUACAUCCAAACGAAGGCAACCAGGCGCUGCAGGAGUUCCUGGUGGCGCGCAACCCCAAGCAGCAGCACAGCAGCACGCUGGAGUCGUUCCUGAUCAAGCCGAUCCAGCGCAUCCUCAAGUAUCCGCUGCUGCUGCAGCAGCUGCGCAACCUGACCGACCCGAACGCCGCCGAGCAUCUGCACCUGGUCGAGGCGCUCAAGGGCAUGGAGAAGGUCGCCGAGCACAUCAACGAAAUGCAACGAAUCCACGAGGAGUACGGCGCGAUCUUCGACCAUCUGUUCCGCCAGCACCAGAAGUCCUGCAAGCAGCCGAUCGACCUCAGUCCUGGCGAUUUGCUGUACUACGGGGGCGUCGAGUGGCUGAACAUCUCGGACUUUCUUGGCAAGAUCAAGAAGGGCCUGGAGCUGCACGCCAUGUGCUUCGUCUUCAAGUCGGCCGUCGUGUUCCUGUGCAAGGAACGGCUGCGCCAGAAGAAGAAGCUAAUGGGUGUGUCCAGCAAGAACGCCACCAACGAGGUGGAGAUCAUCCGCUACCAGGUGUUGAUCCCCGUCACGGAGGUGCAGGUGCGGGCCUCCUCCGCCAAGGACAUGGACUCGCACUUCCUCUGGGAGCUGAUCCACCUCAGAUCGCAACUACAACGAAGGUCGGAGAAGGUCUACGUGCUGUCGAAUAGCACCGGUGACUUCCGCAACGCAUUCCUCAAGACGAUCCGCCAAAUCAUUCGCGAGAGCGUCCGCAACAUGUCGAUUCCGUCGUUGAAGAGCAUGGGCGGCAGCAUGAACUCGAUGACCGGCGUCGGCCUCUCGUCCGGCAACUCGCAAACCCUGGAACGCCCCAAGCAGCAGGCCCAGAUCAUGCCGGGUUCGCAAACGCUCGGCAAGCCGAAGAAGCACAAGAUCAACCAGCGGCACUCGUCCGGCAACAUCGACUACGACAACACCACGUCCGGCAGCCAGGAGGCGGACGAUCCGCCCGUGCCGCAGUACAGCGGCCAGUUCCGGAUGCGCAGCAAGACGGUCGGCGAUGUGGGCGAGCAAGUUGCCGCGUGCAGACGCAACAUGAGCGAGCGUGAGCGCGAACGCGAGCCGGAAAAGGCCGACCCGGGAACCAAGUCCGAGGGUGAGGACGACUCGCAGCACGGUACAGUCAAGCCCAAGUCGUCGCUGGGCAAGACUCCGAACCAUCUCACCUUGAGCACGACUUCAACGCUCUCGGUUGGCAGUACCGGAAGCCAGGCCCGUCUCAUCCAGUCGUCGCAUCCGCCGGCCACGUACCACCCGGUACUGAUGAAAGACCUAGGUAAGCGAAAUUCUCCCAGUAGCGAUAAGAGUGUCGUAGAUAUGUUUAAGCCGGAACAGACCAAGACGACCGAGACGAACACCACCACCACCACCAAAUCCACCUCAACCGCUACCGAUACCGACUGCGCGAUGGAUAAGCACCUUAAAAAUCUUAACCUAGACAGUCUAAUCGAAACGGAUAUUGUUCAGUACAUGGAUGAUUUGCGCGAGAAGCACCUCGAGAGUGAGCAGGGCAAACAGCAAACACCUUCGACGACCUUGACGACAACCUCGACCACACUGACCACAGUGACCACAAUCUACACACAGUCCAACAGUACACUCGACUCCCAGUCCGGCGAUUCCGCCGAUGAGCUAAAGAGCGGCGAUGAAGAUUCGCCCAAGGAGGACGCGAAGCAGCAGUCCUCGCCGGACGAGUUCGCUUCGCCUCCUCCUCCCAUCGAUCCGCGCAACAUGUUGAGCGCGUCGUCGGCCAACUCGUCGCCGGACGCGACCUCCAGCCCGAACAUCGACAAGUCCAAAUCGCCCAAGCGGGCCAAGGUGGAGCGCGAGAAGAGUCCGAUUAAGAUCAUUAAGAUUAAGUCGCCGCGGAAUAGUAUCGAUAUCGAGCGGAACGUGAGGAUCGAGAAGAGUCCGGAUCGGGCCAGGCGUUCGUCAAGUCCGAACCCGAACCGGAAGGCUGGCGAAGGAAUUCUGAAGAAGAAGGCCGCCAACGGAGGGGUUGUGGGAGGUAUUCUGAAGCGGUCGUCCAGCCCGAACGUUAGCAAGCCGUCGGAGAGCUCGGACAGUACGGCGUCCAAAACCGAUCCCAAUCUGUCUUCGGACUACGAGCAGUACCAGGGUUCGUCGAGCCGGUGCUACCUGUCCAUGUCCAGCGAGUACCUGGGUGUGGAGAAGGACUACCCGCACAUCUACCAGAACCUGAAGGAUACCAAGGAGGAGCGCCACCGGCGGGCGAAGCGUAGUGCCUCGGUGGGCAGUGCCGAGCGGAAGAGACUGGGUGACAUGUACGACUCCUACGGGUACUCGCCGAACACCAGCUUCGAGACGACGAGCUCCAUUGACAGUCGCAAGCGGUACAGCUUGUCGUCGGAACGAAGCAAGUCGAUCAGCCGUAGCAGCUCCCCGGCUAACGCUUACAGUCGAGACGUUUCACCUAGCCGGUACUACGCCCGAGGUUUGUCCCCGCAAACCACCGUUACCCGUGGCCUGUCGCUUUCUCCACAAGCCUCCUUCAAGGGGAUCUCGCCGCAGACUUCGUUCAGCCGGGGAGCUUCUCCCCAGCGGAACUACAGUCGCGGAGCGUCGCCACAGCGCGGUACCAACGUAUACAGCCGAGGCAGCUCUCCACAGCGUAAUACCAACGUCUACAGCCGAAGCAGCUCCCCCCAGCGAAACUACAGCCGAGGCGCUUCACCGCAACGCGGCGGCUACUACCGGAGUCAGUCACCUCCGCAGCACUACGCUCGAGGACUUUCCCCCAGCUACAGUAGAGGCCCCUCACCGCAGCACUCUCGCCGCAGUAGCCGCGCGUACUCACCACCAAAACACACCAACCGCGGUGGAGUGUCCCCCCAACGAUUCUACAGUCGAGCUCCGUCACCGGAACGCCACUACAACCGAGGCCCGAUGCCCAUCCCGAAGUCGUACAGCCGAAGUUCCUCCCCCCAACAGCGCUCGUACCGCCUAACGUCAUCCCGCUCCGUCGACAGCUCGACCUUCAUGGACUGUGACCACCCGCAAGCAGCACCCAGCGUGCACUACGCCCGCAUCGACCACGAUCCGCACCAAUCGCACCGGAAACCUCAACCACUCCCGCCACAAUCCUCCCAGCAACAACAGCAGCAGCCCAUCUACGCUUCUUGUAUGGAGUGCGGCGUCCUGCAGCAGGACAUGCAGCCUCCAUAACAAAAAGCCCGCGCGCGGCAAAGUCGUGCGCGGAAGAAAUCCUCCCGGGCCAAGCUGUUCCACCAGGCCAGCUUCGACACGCAGGGUUCGUUCGAUCUGGACGAGAUUCACGUUUAGGUUAGGCCGUUACACACUUGCGUUGCACACUACCAC
Molecule: messenger RNA, 8159 nt
Organism: Culex pipiens pallens (northern house mosquito)
Lineage: Eukaryota; Metazoa; Arthropoda; Insecta; Diptera; Culicidae
Gene: sif
Product: protein still life, isoform SIF type 1
Exons: 29
Coding region: 24-8006 (2660 amino acids)
Biological process (GO): small GTPase-mediated signal transduction; activation of GTPase activity; positive regulation of axonogenesis
Cellular component (GO): membrane; synapse
Molecular function (GO): protein binding; guanyl-nucleotide exchange factor activity
Source: RefSeq, a predicted model, not a curated record